Messenger RNA from Momordica charantia (bitter melon), 1985 nucleotides. Lineage: Eukaryota; Viridiplantae; Streptophyta; Magnoliopsida; Cucurbitales; Cucurbitaceae. The record is from RefSeq and is a predicted model, not a curated record.
AUGGCGAGCCUCAGCCACCAGCACUGUGGGAUACUGCUACUCGUAGUCAUAUGCAUAAUCCUUUCAUAUUUUGUACCAUCCAACUUUGCUUCUCCAGUCACUCGACGCUUUCAGUUUAAUUAUCAUUUUCUUUACCAUAAGGUGGAGCGGAAGAAGGUGACAAGAUUGUGUCAUACAAAGCAACUUCUAACAGUGAAUGGACAGUAUCCAGGGCCAACCAUUGUUGUCCAUGAAGGUGAUGCUGUUGAAAUCAAGGUCAAUAAUUGCAUAAACGAAAAUACAACCAUUCAUUGGCAUGGGGUGAAGCAACUAAGAACGGGAUGGGCAGAUGGUCCAGCUUACAUAACACAGUGUCCUAUCAGAACAGGUGAAUCAUACACAUACAAGUUCUCAGUGAUUGGCCAAAGAGGGACACUGUGGUGGCACGCACAUCACUCAUGGCAACGUGCUUCUGUGCAUGGCGCCUUCAUCAUCUACCCUCGCAUGCCUUACCCGUUCUCCUCUUCUCCCAUUCAAGCUGGAAUUCCGAUUAUCUUUGGUGAAUGGUGGAAUGGAGAUGUGGAAGAAGUUGAAAGUGAGAUGCUGAAAUCUGGAGGUGGACCUAACAUUUCUGAUGCCUAUACCAUAAAUGGCUUACCAGGACCUCUUUAUCCUUGCUCAGCCAAAGAUACUUUCAUUUCAACAGUAGAAAGAGGGAAAACUUACCUGCUGAGAGUAAUCAACGCAGCACUCAAUAAUGAACUCUUCUUUGCCAUAGCCAAUCACACAUUAACAGUGGUGGAGAUUGAUGCUGCUUAUACAAAACCCUUCAAUACCACAGCCAUCAUGAUAGCCCCUGGCCAGACCACCACUCUUCUGCUCAAUACGGACCAAAUUCCAGACUCCUCAGGAAUGUUUCCAAUGGCAAUCACACCCUAUGUAACUUCAGUUUUUCCCGUCAACAACUCCACCUCCAUCGCCUUCUUAAGAUACAACACCAGAAAAAUGAAUAAAAUUAACUCAGAAACAAAGUUCUCAUCCAAUCAAAUACCUGAAAACCUCCCUGAGAUGAAGAAUACGGCCUUCGCCACUGCAUUUUUUAACAAACUCCGGAGCCUCGGAUCUGCCCUGUACCCAUGCAAUGUUCCUAAAUCAGUUCAAAACAGAGUAAUCACAACGAUAAGCCUCAAUCUUCAAGAUUGCCCAUCGGGUAAAACCUGCAAGGGUUUGAAUGGGAAGAGAUUUUUUGCUUCGAUGAACAAUCAGUCCUUCGUCCGGCCGGCUUUGUCGAUAUUGGAAUCUCAUUACAGGAAGAUAACAACCAACUCCUACUCCUCUGAUUUCCCAAAAAGACCGCCGAAAGUUUUCGAUUACGCUGGAGUGAACCCACUGACCAAAAACAUGAACGUGAAAUUCGGGACGAAGCUUUUGGCGGUUCCCUACGGAACAGAAUUGGAAAUCGUGUUUCAGGGCACGAGUUUUCUGAAUGCGGAGAAUCAUCCCAUCCAUGUCCACGGGCACAAUUUCUUUGUUGUGGGGACGGGAUUUGGGAAUUUCGACGUGGCUAGGGAUCCGGCGAAAUACAACCUGGUGGAUCCGGCGGAGAGAAACACGGUGGCGGUGCCGAGGGGGGGAUGGGCGGCGAUCAGAAUUAGGGCAGACAAUCCAGGGGUUUGGUUCAUACACUGUCACCUUGAGCAGCAUACUUCUUGGGGUCUAGCGAUGGGCCUCAUCGUUCGAAACGGCGCCGGGGAAUCCGAAUCUUUGAUUCCUCCGCCCGAAGAUCUUCCCCCCUGCUGAUAGAAAUGUUUUGAUACUCUGUAAACUGAGACUAUGUAAUGGAAUAAUGUUUUGAGAAGCCAUUUUUGAGCUCAAGCAGCAAACUGAAGCCUUCGUACAGUAUCUGGCACGAAGCAGCAGCAGCAGCCAUUUCUAACUGGAAAAUGGACAUUUAAUUUCAAUAAGAUUUUUCGAGACUACAUUGUUAGAUAUUAAAAUUAAAGCAU